GACGCAGACCGAGCUGGGAAGAGGAAGAGGGAAGAAGCGAACGAGAAGAGCGCUCGACACUAUCACUUUUUGUACGAAAAACAUAACUAAAUUUAAAUUUGCUUCUUUUUCAUCCGGCGUCUGCUAAGCUAGAUGGAUUUGUGCAGAAUCAUUUCAACUGUUUAACUACGUCUGCGUUUUACCUACAUAUUUUACUACUGUAAUAUUUGCGAUAACGUCAUUUAACGUGGAGAAAAGACCUUCAAACAGAGUCGGAGAUGGUGUUCUACAGAGAGAGAGAGUCCGACCGACCCCCUCUGACCCUCAUCCUACCACAUCUAUACUUGGGCGCUGAGACCGACGUUACGCAGGACUGCCUCUCGUCUCAGGGUAUCUCCUAUGUACUGAGUGUAAGUCGCUGCUGUCCUCAGCCAGCCUUCCUGCCUCAGUCGCAAUAUUUCCGCAUCCCCAUCGACGACUCGCUCAGAGAUGAACUGCUGCCUUGGAUCCCGGAGGCCCUGCAGUUUAUUGAUGGUGCAAGGUCCCUGGGGUGCUCAGUGCUGGUUCACUGUGCAGCAGGAGUGUCUCGUUCCCCUGCCCUGACUGUGGCCUACGUUAUGUAUCGGCUGGGCCUUGACCUGGAUGAUGCCUACAGGUUUGUGAAAGAGCGUAGACCCUCCAUUUCGCCAAAUUUCAACUUCCUGGGUCAGUUGCAGUCGUUUCAGGGUACCCUAACUCGAAAGAGCCCCAAAGAAAAUCAAAAUGGCCAGCUCACCGAGGCCCCGGACUCCUGUCUACAUUCCACCAAUGAGGACAUCAGCAACAGUUCCUGUCUCCCGGUCUCAGCCAAUCAAGACACCCAGAUUCGAGUUGCUAAGGAUAACCUCUUUGUUUCUAAAGGAGAUUCUGAGGAGAUUAAAGUGCACACAGACUGUGAAAAUCCUGGCCAUAUCACAGACAAUUUAAAUCAGGACUACUUAUCUUUGGACUCUGUGGACCGAUGUGAGGGUGCAGCUCCAGGUCUGACCCUGAACUCAAAACAGGACAAACAAGACUCAGCUGAACUUUCUCUGUCUGACAAAAUCAGGACUCUUACGCUCACUCUUAACCAAAGAGAGAUGCACAGCACUCCUGGAGUUGAGAUUCAGGCACAGAAUUCUACCACAAAAUGCCAGUCAAAACCAAUGCCAAAGCCAACAAAACUACAAAUACCAUCAGAGGCUACAUCUGUCUCAGACAAACGCAAAUCUCUGACCCUUUCCCUCACCAGUUUGGGUGCAAAUUCCCAAGUACACAAAAAGAGGGUGCCAGAGAAUGAAAGCAGCAGCAGCCAUCUACAGGGCCAGACAAACAGUUCCAAAACUGUCCAGAAGAGGGAGACAGAAAUCCAUAUCAGCACAAGUAGACAAGACAAAAAGGCACCACCAAGUGUUCUGUUGCUCCCCUCUGGGAGACCUCAGAAGGAGACGCACAGGCCAUGUGGAGAGCAGCCUCAGCUGAGAAAGGAGAGGAAGAGUGCCUCCAAAACUCGGAGGAAGGAGGAUAAAGAGAGCCGUUGCCAUUUUGUCUCUCAGCAAAGUGGCGAUAAUCCCAGUGCAAACCCCGAGGGAGAGAGCAUCUACAGCUCCAGCAGCAAAACACUGGACAUAAAGCAAAGGUGUAACAUUACAAAUCAGCACCAGAUUGCUCACGACAGGCACUGCGCCACUGCAGAGGAAGCUGUCGAGGGCCUAGACAUGAAGGAGCUUCCGCUUUCGCCGAUCAACCUGACUGUUAACAAGUUCUUAGACUGGGGUGGGAGAAUACUUCUGGGGGCUCUUCUGGGCCCCAGAAUUAAGGUCGGACAGGCCGCUCUGCCAUACAGAUGCUGAGGGGAGGAGCAAGGAAAUAUGCAGGAAAGAACAGCGAGGUUAUGUGAGCACUGAGGGGCAGUGGCAUGGAUGCUGAAGAAGAUGUUUAUUUUUUCUGUCACCCCCACAAAAAACAUUUGUUAACAAUAGUAGGAGGGGGACUCUUGUGAAUAGAGAGGAGCUGAAACUGGGAAUCUGUGUGUGGGUGUGUGUGUGUGUGUGUGUGUGGGUGUGUGUGUUCUUGUGCAUGUGAGUUUGUAUGUUAUUAAGUUAUAAGACUGCAUGUAUACUUAGGAAUGUAUGUUUAAUAAGUGAAAUGCACACACUGCUUUGAAGAAAUAUUCCAUUAUAAUGACUUUUCCUUAUUUAUGAGUUGUUGACUACUGAAUUA
Megalops cyprinoides (Indo-Pacific tarpon) is the source of this 2220-nucleotide messenger RNA. Its product is annotated as dual specificity protein phosphatase 16. Gene Ontology annotation, cellular component: cytoplasm. The transcript has 5 exons. Gene Ontology annotation, molecular function: MAP kinase tyrosine/serine/threonine phosphatase activity; protein tyrosine/threonine phosphatase activity. The record is from RefSeq and is a predicted model, not a curated record. NCBI's taxonomy places the organism in Eukaryota, Metazoa, Chordata, Actinopteri, Elopiformes, Megalopidae. Gene Ontology annotation, biological process: protein dephosphorylation; negative regulation of MAPK cascade. Bases 258 to 1850 code for a protein of 530 amino acids.